This is a messenger RNA of Molossus molossus (Pallas's mastiff bat), 1609 nucleotides long. It is a transcript of the gene RASGEF1A, whose product is annotated as RasGEF domain family member 1A. The record is from RefSeq and is a predicted model, not a curated record. Gene Ontology annotation, biological process: positive regulation of GTPase activity; Ras protein signal transduction. Gene Ontology annotation, molecular function: guanyl-nucleotide exchange factor activity. Bases 7 to 1449 code for a protein of 480 amino acids. The transcript is spliced from 12 exons. Gene Ontology annotation, cellular component: plasma membrane. Lineage: Eukaryota; Metazoa; Chordata; Mammalia; Chiroptera; Molossidae.
GAAACAAUGCCCCAGACGUCCGUCAUCUUCUCUAGCAUACUUGGGCCCAGCUGGAGUGGACAGGUGCAGCCUGGCAUGGGGGAGCGAGGAGGCGGGGCCAGCGGCUCCGGGGACCUCAUCUUCCAGGAUGGACGUCUCAUCUCUGGGUCUCUGGAGGCCCUGAUGGAGCACUUGGUCCCCACAGUGGACUAUUACCCUGAUAGAACGUACAUCUUUACGUUUCUCUUGAGCUCCCGGGUCUUCAUGCCCCCUCAUGACCUGCUGGCCCGUGUGGGGCAGAUCUACCUGGAGCAGAGGCAGCAGCUGGAGGCCGGGUCUGAGAAGGCCAUGCUGAGGUCCUUCUCAGCCAAGAUUGUGCAGCUGCUAAAGGAGUGGACAGAGGCCUUCCCCUAUGACUUCCAGGAUGAGAAGGCCAUGGCUGAACUGAAGGCCAUCACCCACCGGAUCAUGCAGUGUGAUGAGGAGAAUGGCACAGUGAAGAAGGCCGUCGCCCAGAUGACGCAGAGCCUGCUGCUGGCCCUGGCUGCCCGGAGCCAGCUUCAGGAGCUUCGGGAGAAGCUCCGCUCCCCAGCUGUGGACAAAGGGCCCAUCCUCAAGGCCAAGCCACCGACCACUCAGAAGGAUAUCCUGGGCGUGUGCUGUGACCCCAUGGUGCUGGCCCAGCAGCUGACUCACAUCGAGCUGGAGAGGGUCAGCAGCAUUCACCCCCAGGACCUGAUGCAGAUCGUCAGCCACAUGGACUCUCGGGACAAGCACAGGUGCCGAGGGGACCUGACCAAGACCUACAGCCUGGAGGCCUAUGACAACUGGUUCAACUGCCUCAGCAUGCUAGUGGCCACCGAGGUGUGCCGGGUGGUGAAGAAGAAGCACCGGACCCGCAUGCUAGAGUUCUUCAUCGACGUGGCCCGGGAGUGCUUCAACAUCGGGAACUUCAACUCCAUGAUGGCCAUCAUCUCUGGCAUGAACCUCAGUCCCGUGGCUCGGCUGAAGAAAACAUGGUCCAAAGUUAAGACGGCCAAGUUCGAUGUCUUGGAGCACCACAUGGACCCUUCCAGCAACUUCUGCAACUACCGCACAGCCCUUCAGGGGGCCACACAGAGGUCCCAGAUGGCCAACAGCAGCCGAGAGAAGAUUGUUAUUCCUGUGUUCAACCUUUUCGUUAAGGACAUCUACUUCCUGCACAAGAUCCACACCAACCACCUGCCCAAUGGGCACAUUAACUUCAAGAAAUUUUGGGAGAUCUCCAGACAGAUCCACGAGUUCAUGACAUGGACACAGGUAGAGUGCCCUUUUGAAAAGGACAAGAAGAUUCAGAGUUACCUGCUCACGGCGCCCAUCUACAGCGAGGAAGCGCUGUUCAUCGCCUCCUUCGAAAGUGAAGGUCCCGAGAACCACAUGGAGAAGGACAGCUGGAAGACCCUGAGGACCACUCUCCUUAACAGAGCCUGAGGAAGGCGGGAUGCAGCCUGCGGCGCGGGUGACGCACACGUGACCAGGCUUCCGUCUGGAUGUGGGUGGACAUGAGGUGGCCUCACUGGUUGGGGUCCAUUCUGUAUAUAACUUUCACGGGGAAAGUGGUAAUUAUUUCAUGCAUCAACCUUUGGCACAA